Scomber scombrus (Atlantic mackerel) is the source of this 4186-nucleotide messenger RNA. It is a transcript of the gene nadkb, whose product is annotated as NAD kinase b. The transcript has 8 exons. The record is from RefSeq and is a predicted model, not a curated record. Gene Ontology annotation, molecular function: NAD+ kinase activity. Gene Ontology annotation, biological process: NADP+ biosynthetic process; NAD+ metabolic process. Lineage: Eukaryota; Metazoa; Chordata; Actinopteri; Scombriformes; Scombridae. Bases 1185 to 2642 code for a protein of 485 amino acids.
AUUUGUCUUGAUUUAAUCACUUAAUAACAAACAAACAAACAAAAAACAGCUCUGGAGAAACAAUUACAGAAAAUUAAUUGGCAAGAAUUUUGAUAAUAGUUCAAAAAGCCACUCCAGACAUGUUUUAAAAUGGAUUUAAACUACUCUACUUUGAAUAAUUUGUGUCUGAUAUGCUUUCUUCACAACAAACCAGUAAAUUAUUUUAAAAUCCUUAAAUCUACAUCUACACCUUCGACCUCAUUAUUUGUGAAUAGCAAAUAUAUUUCAUCCCUAUAGUUUAACUGUUAUGUGGAAGCUUGAAGUUACAUAUUUUAGUAAGUAUAUGCAUAUUGGACCAGGAUUGGCUUUCAAACUAGUUGUGACGUUACAAAUUGUGUUCAUAGACCCAACCCUUAAAAUAUGAUUUUCUAUGAGCUCAGACAAACUUUAAAUGUAUUUGUGUUUGAGACUAUUGCUCAGACAAAACAAGUAAUUUAAAUGCGUCACAUUAAGCUCAAAGAAAUUCUGAUGCUCAUUUUUCAGCAUUUGCUGAAUUUUAUAGAAAAAAAUAAUCAACAAUGUGAAUAAUGGCUAGUUAGCCAAGUAAUUACAUUUCUUGCUUGAUCAAUAAAAAUAAUUUGGGACUCAAUAAUUGUUUAGUUUUUCAAGUCAAAGUCAGAAGUUUCAGCUUCUUUCUUGUGUUCAUUUUCUCCUGUUUUAUCUUCUAAGACAGUAAAUUCAUAUUAUUCCCUUUCUGGAGAGUUUUUCUUUUACUGUUUUCUAACAUUUCAUUGGUCAAACAACAAAUGAAACAAUCAGUAGUUGCAGCCCAACAACAAGAAAACCCAAAAAAGAAGUUGUGAAGAAAAGAAAGGAAAGCAGUGCUUUCCAUGUUUAACGCUGUCACGAGUAAUUAUUUGAUUGAUGUGUUUAGAAAUGCCUAAAAUAAAUAAAUGAUCAUACGAUUUGAAACUCAAUUAUCAGUCAGUUGUUUAAAGUAUUCAGUUGCUACUUAUGUUUAGUAAUUCCACUACUGUAAAUACCGUUGGCUCAUAAGAUUUGGACAAAAUAACUUCAACUUCUGAGGUCAAGAAUAAACAGUAUUAAUCUUAUGAUAAAACAAUUCAAUUUUAGGCCUACUGAAAUAUUUCUAGACAUUCACAGAAUCAUCUCAUACAGUUGUCUUUUGUCUUUUAAUUGGCUGAAUGUUUUUAACAGAUGUUUCUGCUCUGCUUCCUGACAGAAUGGAGAAUUCAGAGACCACUCCUGGAUCUGGGCCCUCGGCAGUGCCGGACAGAGGCAUGGCGCGACCCUCAGGCCACCUGAGUCAGCUGUCAGAGUCAGCCAGACCUUCCAGGCGCAGAGAGCACCCCUCCAAGUCACCAAGGAGACGACGGGAGGGAAAGAGGUUGCAGCGAAGGGGAGGGGGUCAUGAACAGCUGCUCUGGGAGAUCGAGCGGCGGAGGUUACCAGGCCAACACGAGCACUUGGAGCCAUCUGGCUCGGCGAGCGACACAGCGGAAAGUUCACCUAAGAGACGAGCUCACUUUCUACAUGGACCGUAUCCAGCCACUCACUUCGGACCCAAAGCCUGUAUUCUUCCCAACCCAACUUCAGUCAUGCACAUCCAGGACCCGGCCAGCCAGCGGCUCACAUGGAACAAACCUCCGGUCAACGUACUCGUCAUCAGAAAAAUCAGAGAUGAGAGUCUGGUCGAGCCUUUCAAAGAGCUCUGCAGGUUUCUAGUGGAGGUACAGAAUCACAGGAUUUCAUGUAAUGAGAAGCAGAUGAUGGUGUACGUGGAACGCAGGGUCGCAGACGAUGCUACGCUCUCUAAGGACGAGGCCUUCGGCUCCAUUCGCAAUCAGCUCUGCACCUUCAGAGAGGGUUAUGAUGAUAUCUCGGACUGCAUAGACCUGAUCAUCUGUCUGGGUGGUGAUGGGACUCUGCUGUAUGCAUCCUCUCUCUUCCAGGGCAGCGUUCCUCCAGUUAUGGCGUUUCAUCUCGGUUCUCUGGGUUUCCUGACGCCCUUCAAAUUUGAGUCGUACAAAACUGAAGUGGCCAAAGUGUUUGAAGGGAAUGCGGCCAUCACGUUACGCAGUCGUCUGAAGGUGAAGGUCGUGAAGGACAUGCUUCAGAGGACGGGCCAGCAGCCACACAGCCGAGAGCCGCCGCAGCCGCCGCAGCUGCAACAACAGCAGCAGCAGCAGCAACAACAGCAGGAACUCAACGGACUUCUUCCUCACGGACACACCAACAGUGAGGCUGGAAAGGUCACCCUGCAGCUACAGAGCAUCAGCUGGGUUGCCAUGGCGACAGUCAUAAUAAAAUCGCCGGGUGAUGAUGUGGGAGAGAAAGUCGGAUGUUGUGAUGGUUCUGUUGAGCUAGUUGCCAUGGAGACCGUGGCGUCAACAGCGGAGUCGACACCGAAUGGAUGUUUAAUGAGCUCUGACGCUCUCGGUCUGACACACUCUGUAACUAAACAACAUGCCACGCUGCUUCAGUCACAGUCUCACACACACACACACACACACACACACACACACACACACACACACACACACACACACACACACACACAGUUACAAUUUGUCAUUAUCGGGGCAGCUCACUCUUCUCCCGUCUCCUUGGGUUUUUUUUGUCUCACCGAUAAAAGACAGUGAGGGAUUGUUCUGGUCUCAGAACCUGAGUUUGACCUCACAUUACAUCACUUCUGCUGCGUCCAGCAGGAUGUUUGCUCUGCGCUCAGCUGACGUCAUUACAUCUGGCAGACAUCACCGCACAGCGCUGCAGUAUUUAUUGGCUGAAGUGUGGAACAUGAUUUGUAUGCUGCUUGUUUGCACUCCAGCAUUUUUCUCUUGGUGUAAAGUGGGACAGUAAUGUCCUGUAGCCCUGCGCCUGCUGCCGGAUGAUUUAUUGCUUUUAUUGACUGCAUCGAUUAAAUGUUGUCUCAUAUUCAGUCAGUGAAAAAGAAUUACUUAUUAAAGAGUGCCCUAUUGUGCUCCACAGAGUACGGGGACAUGAGCACAUUAUUGAGUGGCAGUGUAGAGCCGCUCCACAUUAUGCUGCAAUGAAUUAUUUUAUCUUUAUCACCUCUGUCAAAGAGGUUGUGUCCCCAAUUUUUUGUUUGUUUAUUACGUGCACGUCUUAAAAAAAACUUGACGUUUCAAUAAAUCUGCUGCAGAUUUAGGACAAGGGCCAGCAACAAACUGAUUAUAUUUUGGAGCAGAUAGUGCCACCAUGUGGUCAUUUAUAAAUCACUGUAAAAUCUUUUCAAUAUUUUACCAACAUUCAUAUUUUUUAAAUGAACUCCUUGGUUCAAGAUCAAUAUGAGCCCUCCAUUUUCUACAAAACAUAUGUUUUAAUAUCAUCUAAUCUUCACCAACCCUGAAAAAUAUACUUUUUUUUAAAACUGUAAUUUACAUACAUGACAUAUACAGUGCAAUACACAUUGAUGUUUUGAUGGUAUUUUGCCUGUAGAUGGCACUACAUGCUUGUAUGAAGCUCUAAUAUUUCCUGACUAGUUUUCUAAUAAAUCAAUCAUUAAAUCAUAAAUCAAUACCCCAAAUACAUUUCUAAAUGUUGUUUUUCAUUUUAGAAAUAUACAUUUUAGAUAAUCAAAUCAUCAUGUUAAGUUUAUAGAUGUAUAGAAGGGUGCUGAGAUCUCAAAGGCAAAAAUUAAACAUCAGAAGUAGGACAGCACUCCACUGAGCUCCAAUGACAUUAUUUAUUCAUGCACUGAAUUAUUAUUACUAAUAAAUAUCAAAUCAAUCAAUCUUUAUCAAUCAAUCAUUUUUUAUAUAGCGCCAAAUCACAAAAUAAGUCAUCUCAAGGCACUUUACACAUAGAGCAGGUCUAGACCGUACUCUUUAAUUUAAUUUAAAGAGACCCAACAUUGUCACAUGAGCAGCGCUUGGUGACAGUGGGAGGGAAAAACUCUCCUUUUAACGAGAAGAAGGCUCAGGCAGAACCGGGCUCUAAGUGGGUGUCUAUCUGCCUCGACCGGUUGGGGUUGAAAUGUAGAGGAUUGUCCAGCAUUGUUGGAGGUUUGCUCUCUCUGACUGUCAUCUAGUCUUAACUCUGGUCUGUGUGUGUGUGUGUGUGUGUACAGGUGUUGAAUGAGGUGGUGGUGGACCGAGGCCCAUCCUCCUACCUGUCCAACGUGGACUUGUACCUCGAUGGACGGCUCAUCACCUCAGUGCAGGGG